Castor canadensis (American beaver) is the source of this 1411-nucleotide messenger RNA. It is a transcript of the gene Aspa, whose product is annotated as aspartoacylase. The record is from RefSeq and is a predicted model, not a curated record. Gene Ontology annotation, cellular component: cytosol. NCBI's taxonomy places the organism in Eukaryota, Metazoa, Chordata, Mammalia, Rodentia, Castoridae. Gene Ontology annotation, molecular function: hydrolase activity, acting on carbon-nitrogen (but not peptide) bonds, in linear amides; hydrolase activity, acting on ester bonds.
UUUUGGACGUUAACUAGGUACAAAAUAGGAAAAGCCUCUCUUGCUCCAGUUCUAAGGAAAUGCUCUCCUUUUUCUAACAAAGCUUUCCGCAGAAUACAAAGUCUGUUCACAAUAAACAAGAAAUCAGAUAAAACUACUUGGUAAAAUGACCUCUUGUAACUUCACUGAAGAACCUGUAAAAAAGAUUGCUAUCUUUGGAGGAACUCAUGGGAAUGAACUAACAGGAGUAUUUCUAGUUAAGCACUGGCUAGAAAAUGGUUCUGAAAUUCAGAGAACAGGGCUGGAAGUAAAACCAUUUAUUACAAACCCAAAAGCAGUGGAGAAGUGUACCAGAUAUAUUGACUGUGACCUGAAUCGCGUUUUUGACAUUGAAAAUCUUGGUAAAAUGAUUUCAGAGGACCUGCCAUAUGAAGUGAGAAGGGCUCAAGAAAUAAAUUAUUUAUUUGGUCCAAAAAAUAGUGAAGAUUCCUAUGACAUUAUUUUUGACCUUCACAACACUACUUCUAACAUGGGGUGCACUCUUAUUCUUGAAGAUUCCAAGAAUGACUUUUUAAUUCAGAUGUUUCAUUAUAUUAAGACUUCUCUGGCUCCAUUACCUUGCUAUGUUUAUCUUAUUGAGCAUCCUUCCCUCAAAUAUGCAACCACUCGUUCCAUAGCCAAGUAUCCUGUUGGUGUAGAAGUUGGUCCCCAGCCUCAAGGUGUUCUGAGAGCUGAUAUUUUGGAUCAAAUGAGAAAAAUGAUUAAACAUGCUCUUGAUUUUAUACAUCAUUUCAAUGAAGGAAAAGAAUUUCCUUCCUGUGCCAUUGAGGUCUAUAAAAUGAUGGAGAAAGUUGAUUAUCCCAGGAAUGAAAAUGGAGAAAUUUCUGCUAUUAUCCAUCCUAAUCUACAGGAUCAAGACUGGAAACCAUUGCACCCUGGGGAUCCUGUGUUUGUGACUCCUGAUGGAAAGAGUAUUCCUCUUGGUGGAGAUUGCACUGUGUAUCCAGUGUUUGUGAAUGAGGCAGCAUAUUAUGAAAAGAAAGAAGCUUUCGCAAAGACGACUAAACUAACACUCAAUGCAAAAAGUAUUCGCUCUUCUCGCCACUGAAAAUCACUGCUAGCUCACUUAUUAUAGGCUAUCUUGAAAAGCUCUACAAGUCUGUAAGUUCCUCAAAAGCAGGAUUGUGCCUUAUUCAAAUCCAUCUUCAUAGCACCUAGCCAAGUGCCUCACAUAAUAGCCAUCCAGACCAGUUUCUUAAAGGAAAAAAUAAAUUAGUGAACUUUUAAAGGUGUCAUAGUUCAUAUAUGUAGCUUAUUCAAAGAAGUGUGCUUCAUAUUUCUGUAUACCGUUUUAUACAUGUUGAUAACAUUCUUCAUAAACAGCCUUCACAUUCAAAAUAUAAAGUUAAAAUAGAUACCAUAUGCAAAGUUA